Messenger RNA from Dichomitus squalens LYAD-421 SS1, 3546 nucleotides. RefSeq lists its product as uncharacterized. Gene Ontology annotation, molecular function: ATP binding; ATP-dependent chromatin remodeler activity. The transcript is spliced from 15 exons. Lineage: Eukaryota; Fungi; Basidiomycota; Agaricomycetes; Polyporales; Polyporaceae. The record is from RefSeq and is a predicted model, not a curated record. Bases 1 to 3546 code for a protein of 1181 amino acids.
AUGGAGGACCUCUACACCGCCCUGAAGAAUUUCCUGCCAGUAGGGGUCAUCACUCUGCGCAUCGGAUCUCCAAUCCUCGGUUUUUCAGGCCGCCAUCAAGACUCGGAGACGGCGGAGGACGGCUGGACGCCCUUCCCACAAUCCUUCCGGGCCGCCGACAUUGUCGACGGCGAGGGUUUCUUGGAGACGCUCGAAGCGCUAGACUUCCUCGUCCGCCAUCGGUUCGUCGCCGCAACGUACCUGGUACACGAUGCACAGGCGCAGUUGUUUGUGCGGGUCUACUUGAUUCCUUGGGACCUCCCUGGGUCGAGUGGGAAGCUGCGGAGGCGGGACGAGGACACGGUGCUGCGGCCUGGCCGCAGGCGGCUGAAGGACCUCUUCCCGAGGAUCAAACAGGACCGCUCGCUUUGGGAUGGGCACCCGGCGUCUUCGUCUACCCCUAUUUUUUUCUGGCCGAAGAAUGCUGACAAUCGCUCCCUCUUGGACAUCUACAACGACUUGCCGUCUCCCGCGUCGGAAGAUCUCGUAGGGGAACUGCCUGGCUUGCGGAGCACCUUGUACCCGUACCAGCGGCGUACUGUCUCGACUAUGAUGGCACGCGAAACUCGCGCUGACACAAUUGCAGACCCGCUAUACUUGGCUUUGCACGGGAUGGACGGGAGGGUAUUCUACCUCCAGCCAGCCACCUUCGAGAUCGUUACUGAGCUCCCUCGGCUGUCGCCCGUUCCGGGCGGCAUCCUAUGCGAGGAGUUGGGUACCGGCAAGACCGUGAUGAUGCUCUCGCUCAUCCUCGCAACGCUUGACGACCUCUCUUCCCCAGAGGCAACCUACCACGAGGAACGUGUCCCGAUGACUCCGCUCGCCAUCCGACACUUUCAGACUCCGUCCGCCACGGCGGAGCGCAAGAAGCUCCCGAAGAAGGGCAAGGCCUACCGCGACGUUGGUGUCCCGUCGCUCACCGAGAUCAUGUUGCACCAACUCCGCGUGUGCCCCAACUCCCUCAGGCUCCGCAACCAGCAAGACGUCCUCGAGCAGCGCAACCUCUGGGAACCUCUCCGCGCCAACGUGCCGUUCUACUUGCACACUGAACCCCGGCGGGACGACGUGGGGUGGUACCAGGCGAGGAGCGGGAGCGUCUCAAGCCCCAAAGUGAUGUACUUGACGACGGCCACGCUGGUCGUCGUACCGGACAAUUUACAUAUGCAGUGGGCGAGCGAAAUUUUGAAGCACUGCACGGACUUUUUGCGGGUGCUGGUGGUGAAGAAUAAGGAGGAGCUGCCGGAUGCGCCGGUGCUUGCGACUGACUAUGAUAUCAUCUUGAUGAGCCAUUCUCGAUUCUCGAAGGAGGCGAGAAAGAAAGCUACGGAAGAGUUGUACACGAUGCAGCCUUGCCAGUGCAAAACGCUCAGAAAUGCUCGUGUGCCACGCUGCAAAUGUAGCAGGCUGGAGAACGUGUCACCGCUCCUGCAAAUACGAUGGAAACGGCUUGUUGUCGACGAAGGUCACAAUGCAGCCGAGAAGCGGACCGACUAUGCCAUCUUCACCAAACUGCUAAGCGUCGAGCGACGUUGGAUUGUCACCGGCACGCCUACUACGAACCUUCUCGGUCUCAACUUCGGCUCAGGAGAUGAACUUCAAUACCCGGAUGACGACGACGAAGAGGAGGAAGAAAGUAGUGCAAGUAGCGAUGACAGCAACGAGCAACGCAAGUGGCAUCGCAGCGAGCGGGAAGACUUCCGCAAGCUCGGGACAAUGUUCGCAGACUUUUUGCUGAUGAAUCCUUUCGCGUCGAACUCGAAGACUUUCAGCACGCUGGUUACUGACCCUAUCUUCGAGCCUGAGGGUCCCUUUCCUGGGGAUAUCCAGGUGCUGACGCAGGUUAUGGCGUCAGUUAUGGUUCGACAUCGGAUUGAGGAUGUUGAACAAGACGUUCGUCUACCAUUUUUGGAGCACGAGACCAUCCUGCUCGACAUGGACCCUUAUGCGGUCAAGACGUAUAACUUGAUCCAGGCUACGAUUGCAGUCAACGCAGUUGAUUCCGAACGGAGAGAUCAAGAUUACUUGUUUCACCCUCGAAAUGCUGUGCAUCUUCGACAUCUUGUUGCAAACAUCUCUCAUGUUAUGUUCUGGCAUGUAGUUGAUGAGGACCUUGCGGAGCGGCUCACUAAUGCGGAGAGAUGUCUGAAGACUCUGGAGCGACGCAAUGGGAGUUCCGCAGAUUUCACGUUGAUCAAAGAUUCCAUCCAACAUCUUCGGUCUGCAAUGAGCGAUCCCAUUUGGCUUGCAUUACAGGCGCACUAUCACUGCUUCCAUCGUGUCGACAAGCUGAGUCGCGAUAUUUUCAACGGCUGGAGCAUGUUCUCUGAGGCAGGCCGGCAAGCCUGUGACCCCCCUCUCCUGCCACCUAUGGCACUCAUGAAAAUUCGAGCUUUCCUAACACAGCACCCGCUCAAGAAGGUACGGGAUAUCGUUGCGAUGGGACAGCACGUGAUAGAGGAAGAACGACGAUGGAAGGAGUUUGAGGCACUACACAAUCAGUUGAAGAAGAAAUCGUCGAAGGACAAGCGAGAACGCCGACGAAAGGAGGACGCGGCGAACGAUUCUCUUACAUCGAUGAAGCGUGAAGCAAAGGAGAAGAAGCUCGAGGAAGUGCGGCUUGAAUAUCAGGCCGCAGCCGCACGACUGACGGCGAGCGUCACUGGGGAGGAGGUCGCUCCAUUGAGGCCAGACUCUUCACAGCGGACUGUCGCGUCAACACUGUUGAGGUUGUCUCCUAUGGCAGACGUACGGAUCGGAAACUCGACUUCUACCAAGCUGGACUACAUCCUGAGUGAGGUUCUGACUUACGGAGCGGAUGAGAAGUUCUUGAUUUUCUCGGAAUUCCCUGCGACACUAUCGUUCAUUGCGGAAGCUCUCGACCUCGUCCGCGUAAAGUAUCUCGAGUUCAGCGGAAAGCUCAAACGCGAACACAGGCAGACAAUUAUCACGACUUUCGAGACUUCAGAUCUAUAUCGUGUAUUCCUCAUGGAACUGAAGCACGGUGCUCGCGGUCUGAACCUCGUCUCUGCGUCGCGGGUCAUCUUCUGCGAACCUGUCUGGAAAGCCGACGUGGAAUCGCAGGCCAUAAAGCGUGUCCAUCGUAUUGGUCAGUCGCGCAGAGUCAUGGUCAAGACAUUGGCUAUCCGACACACGGCAGAGGAGGUCAUUGUGGCUCGCAGCAAAGCUCUCAAAGAGAGCAAGCAGGAGUUCACGAAGGAGGUCACUGAUGACCGGACCAUCCGCGACUUCAUCGAGCAUCCAACGUUCUUGCCGAUCCCUAUAGCAGAUCAAGUCGUCAAAUUGGACGUGCCGCUUUUUGAGUUCGCACCGCCCCCGAGCAUGCUUCCCAGAGACAAUACGAAGUCCAGCUCACCCCAGCCAUCGGGGGUUCGUGUCGUAGAGGCAAAGAAAGUCCCUUCAAUACCCAGGCGUCGAGUUGCUGUUCACGUCGAAAUAUCGACGCAGCCCCCUCGAAAGAAGCAGAAACGGGUGGCCUUCGCCAAUUAA